UGUUUAUUCAUUUACCAACUGACUGUUGAUCUCUCUCUCUCUCCACUUUAUUUUUAGUCUUUCGUCUCUCUCUGUCUCUGUAAUAGCUCCUCCGCACAUAUUGGAGGCAGGCAAUUCAUACAUACACUCCUCUCUCUCUCUCUCUCUCUCUCUCUCUCUCUCUCUCUAUCUCUCUGUAUAUAUAUACCCACCUACAUAUAUCUAUAAACAAUUCUUGUUUCACCAAUUCGUCUCCUGCCGAUUUUACUUUGUAACUACACAUAUAUAUUUUUUAUUAAUUUGUUUCAGAGGACAUGGAUGAUGAGUACGCCAAGUUCAUCAGGAGAAUGAACCCACCCAGGGUCACAAUUGAGAACAAUUCUUGUGUUGAUGCAACUAUUAUCCAGGUUGACAGUGUUAACAAGCAUGGAAUCUUGCUUGAAGUGGUCCAAGUUCUUACCGACUUGGACCUUGUUAUUACGAAAGCAUACAUCUCAUCUGACGGUGGAUGGUUUAUGGAUGUGUUUCAUGUGAUUGAUCGGGACGGAUAUAAGAUUACAGACCAAGAAGUCAUCAGAUAUAUUCAAGAGACACUUGAAAGUGACACUUUUUUCGUGUCUCCUAUAAGAGGGUCGGUGGGAUUGAUGCCUUCUCAAAAUCACACUGCGAUUGAAUUAGCCGGAAUGGACAGACCAGGCCUACUGUCUGAAGUGUGUGCAGUUCUUACUGACCUUCACUGUAAUGUAGUGAAUGCCGAGAUAUGGACGCACAAUGCUAGAGCCGCAGCUGUGGUUCAUGUCACUGAUGACUCAACUGGAUGUGCUAUUGAAGACCCAAAACGGCUCUUAACAAUCAAGGAGCUCCUUCGAAAUGUUCUUAAAGGAAGUAGUGACUUGAAGACGGCUAAGAUGACCCUUUCAACGCCUGGUGUCACGCACAGGGAGAGAAGACUGCAUCAAAUUAUGUUUGCUGAUCGGGACUACGAAAUAACUGAAAGCUCUAGAGAUGGUAAAAAUGAUGACAAGAGUUCCAGACCACAUGUAACUAUUGGUAAUUGCAUUGAGAAGGACUACACUGUGAUAACUAUGAGGUCUAAGGACCGACCUAAGCUUCUAUUUGAUACGCUUUGCACUCUAACUGACAUGCAGUAUGUAGUCUUUCAUGGUGUGGUUCACACUGGGAGGUUGGAAGCUUACCAGGAAUAUUAUAUCCGACAUGUUGAUGGGAUCCCCAUAAGCUCGGAGGCAGAACGAGUGCGUGUCAUGCAAUGCCUUGAAGCGGCCAUUGAGAGACGAACAUCUGAAUUUAUGCAGGCACUUGAACUCCAACUUCUUACAGAAGAUCGAGUUGGUCUUUUGUCAGAUAUUACCAGAAUCUUCAGGGAGAAUAGUCUCUGCAUCAAAAGAGCAGAAAUUUCUACGAAAAGUGGGAAAGCUAAAGAUACAUUUUAUGUCACUGACGUGACUGGUAAUCCAGUUGAGCCCAAAAUGAUUGAUUCCAUUCGGCGACAGAUUGGACAAGCUGCACUGCAUGUCAGACAGAACACAAGUAAUUCACCAACUCCACCCCAAGAGAAAACGAUAAGUUUUCUCUUUGGGAACCUCUUUAAAGCAAGAACUUUCCAUAAUCUCAAAUUGAUUAGGUCUUACUCAUAAAUCUGGUAGUGGAUAUAGUCUAUGAAACAGAAACAGGAUAACUUGAUCUGUUAUCCCAAAGUAUCGGUGUGAAUAUAUCUCUAAGAUCGCUAUUAUCGGGUGUUACAUCUGACAGUAAAAACCAGGGAAAGGCUUUAGUCUGUAUGUAUCAUGAUCCUUUGUGCAUAAUAUUACUUGUACAGUCUAGUACUAGGAAUGUACAUAAAUAGGGAAAAAGUUGUGCAUACGUAUUGUUUUACAGUGCCUCUUGUUAAUAUAAUCUACCUGUCGCAUAUCAAUUAGCAGAA
Molecule: messenger RNA, 1921 nt
Organism: Daucus carota subsp. sativus
Lineage: Eukaryota; Viridiplantae; Streptophyta; Magnoliopsida; Apiales; Apiaceae
Product: ACT domain-containing protein ACR6
Exons: 7
Coding region: 294-1634 (446 amino acids)
Source: RefSeq, a predicted model, not a curated record